AUGAGAAUUGCUUUUAGAAAAGCAAGGAAGUAUGUAAGACUACAUAUAAAUUUAUGUUUUUGUAGGAUGCCUCCUAAAAGAAGAACCUCUGCUGAGAAGGAGUCUUCUCGCCAACGUCUGAGAGCUCUAGAGAAUGCUAUCAUUGCCCGCGCAAAUCGAUCCACAGGUCCGGCUAACAACCAGUUUGUCUUUGAUCGGUUUGAUCGUCACCGUCCCCCAGCCUAUGAGGGUACUGUCGAUCCUGUAGUUCUCGAAGGUUGGUUGCGUGAGAUAGAAAAACUCUUUUACGCGACCGGCUGCCUGGAUGCUGAAAAGGUAGCUAUUGGCUCGUAUUACCUGAAGAAAGAGGCUGACAACUGGUGGGGUAUGGUCAAAGCUGAAUGUCUUGCUACCACUGGCUUUGGGUGGGAACAGUUCUCCACGAAGUUGAAGGAGAGAUUCUAUCCGGACGAGUUGAGGUGGCUGAAAAGAGAAGAGUUUCUCUCUCUGGAACAAGGUUCUAUGUCAGUGCAAGCAUAUACUGACAAGUUCACAGAGUUGUCUCGUUUUGCUACUGUUUUGAUCCCUUCUGAAGCUGAGAAAGUGAGGUUGUAUGUGAGGAGGUUAGACGCCCGGAUUAGGGUACCAGUGAUGUGUUCAGGUGCUGCUACUUUCCAGAAGGCUUAUGAAGUUGCCCUUAGUGCUUAUGCUGCAGUUCAGGAGGAAGAAGCUGCUAGGCGUGCUCUCACAGCCAAGAGGCCCCCUCCCUCAUUUCAUACCGCAAACCCCUCCAAGAAGUCUAAGCUUAUUCCUGCAAAGAAGGAGAAUACUUCUGAUUCUAGACCGAAGAAGUGUUUCAAGUGCCAGAAAUAUUGGCACCCUGGAAAAAGUUGUGAUGGUUCUGCUGUCAAGUGUUUCUAUUGCAAUGGUGAGGGUCACCGUUCGUACUCUUGCCCUAAGAAUUCUGAUGCAGGCAAGACAAUUACUGGUGGUAAUGCCCCUCUCCGCAACAGGGUUUAUAAUAUGAUCGAAACCGAGGAAGAAUCAGAUGUUGAUGUCAUUGCCGGUACUAUUCUCGUGAACUCUAUUCCUGCUUAUGUUUUAUUUGAUACUAGUGCUACUGCUUCUUUCAUCUCUUCUUCCUUUAUUGAAAAAGCCAAGUUGAACUCUUCUAUGUCUGUUAAAUCUGUGAUUUCUCUUCCUAAUGGGGGGAAAAUUUCUUGUCAUCGCGCUUUUCGAAGUGUUCCUGUUAUCAUUAACGAGGUAGAACUGACUGCAAAUCUUAAAGAGUUCCCCAUGGACGAAUUCGAUGUGAUAUUCGACAUAGAUUGGUUGAAGGAAUACCUUGUUGUAUUCCAUUGUAGGGAUGAGAAGGUGGUGUUGAGAAACCAUAAAGGGGAGAGAGUUUCUUAUUUUAACACCAAAGCAAAGCCUGGUGUGAAAAUCGUCUCUGCAAUGAAGAUCAUGAAAAUACAAAGGAAAGGGAAUGAAGUUUUCUUGUGCAAAGUGACUGAAGUCUCCGAAGGUGUUAAGCUUGAAGACAUUCCCAUUGUCAGAAACUAUCUAGAUGUAUUUCCCGAAGAAUUACCUGGAAUCUCUCCCAAAAGAGAUUUGCAAGAGCUUAUCGAUAAGGGUUUUAUACGGCCCAGUGCUUCUCCUUGGGGUGCUCCAGUUCUAUUUGUGAAGAAGAAAGAUGGUAGUAUGCGACUGUGUAUUGACUACCGUGAACUGAACAAGACUAGAUAUGGGCAUUAUGAAUUUGUCGUCAUGCCCUUCGGUCUUACGAAUGCCCCUGCUGUGUUUAUGGACCAGAUGAAUAGGUCCUUUCACGAGUUGUUGGAUGAAUGUGUAGUUGUCUUCAUUGACGACAUCCUGGAGGUGGCAUUUCUAGGCCAUGUUAUUAGCAAGGAAGGUAUGAAGGUUGAUCCAGUGAAGAUUAAAGCUAUUCUAGAAUGGGCAAGUCCCUCUAGUGUAACUGAAGUUCGGAGUUUUCUAGGACUUGCAGGCUAUUAUUGA
Amaranthus tricolor (Joseph's coat) is the source of this 1995-nucleotide messenger RNA. RefSeq lists its product as uncharacterized. The transcript is spliced from 4 exons. The record is from RefSeq and is a predicted model, not a curated record. Lineage: Eukaryota; Viridiplantae; Streptophyta; Magnoliopsida; Caryophyllales; Amaranthaceae. Bases 1 to 1995 code for a protein of 664 amino acids. Gene Ontology annotation, molecular function: zinc ion binding; nucleic acid binding.